CGUUUCCUGUUCCUCUGUUGUGAAACAGUUGCAUAAACUCUCCUUCAAAAUAAAACAUUGUCACUUUGUCAGCCAAGCAAGCACUUGAUCAGUCAUACAUUACUGAAGAUACUUCUCGAUAACAUGUUUUCAGCAGCUAUUGCAAGAAAGGUUGUUAGUUCGGUUUGCCGAGCAUCACUGCGUCCAGCUGUUGGCACAGUGGUUUCUCGGGGUUACCGAGGUGAUGCCCCAGAACCAACCCUCAUUGAGAUCCCACUGCCACCGUGGGAGGAGAGGACAGGCGAGUCCCUGGAGAUCAAGAAGAAAAGACUCCUGUAUGAGAGCCGCAAGAGAGGCAUGCUGGAGAACUGCAUCCUUCUGAGCCUUUUUGCAAAGCGGUACCUGAAUACAAUGAGUGAAUCCCAGCUAAAGCAGUAUGACAGACUCAUCAAUGAACCCAGCAAUGACUGGGACAUCUACUACUGGGCUACAGAUGCUCAGCCGACACCUGAUGUGUACCAGGGCGAGGUGAUGGACAUGCUCAAAGAGUUCGCCAAGAACAAGGACAUGGAGCAGCGUCUGGAUGCCCCUAAUCUUGAAUAUCUGGACAAGAGCAGCUAAAACUCAGCCUUCUGCCAGAGACUGUCAUAGAAAA
This is a messenger RNA of Rhinichthys klamathensis goyatoka, 634 nucleotides long. It is a transcript of the gene sdhaf2, whose product is annotated as succinate dehydrogenase complex assembly factor 2. The record is from RefSeq and is a predicted model, not a curated record. Gene Ontology annotation, cellular component: mitochondrion. NCBI's taxonomy places the organism in Eukaryota, Metazoa, Chordata, Actinopteri, Cypriniformes, Leuciscidae. The transcript has 4 exons. Bases 124 to 600 code for a protein of 158 amino acids. Gene Ontology annotation, biological process: mitochondrial respiratory chain complex II assembly; mitochondrial electron transport, succinate to ubiquinone; protein-FAD linkage.